Molecule: messenger RNA, 1349 nt
Organism: Lampris incognitus (smalleye Pacific opah)
Lineage: Eukaryota; Metazoa; Chordata; Actinopteri; Lampriformes; Lampridae
Gene: cgrrf1
Product: cell growth regulator with ring finger domain 1
Exons: 6
Coding region: 97-1122 (341 amino acids)
Biological process (GO): negative regulation of cell growth
Source: RefSeq, a predicted model, not a curated record
GGAAGCGCCUGUCACCCGUUAGCAGACAUGGAGGUCUUCGCUCUAUACCCGGGGGUCCUGUUAUAAAUCGGAUUACUGAAUGUGAAGUGACGUGAGAUGGCAGGCGUGUUUCUGGUGACUUUGUUCGAGUACUCCCCGCUGUUUUACAUCAGUGUCAUUUCGUUGUGUUUCGUCGUCACCGCCGCCAUGGUGCUCGGCUGGUUUGGUUUUGAUGUUCCGGUGAUCCUGCACAGUUCAGAUGAAACAGAGUCUGUCCUACCUGCCCCAGAGAAGAGGAUGGUCCAGGUGACCAACCCCUUUGCCCUGGAGAUGGGCUCUGGCCUGGCCUCUGUCGCCGACGGUGCAUCCUUGAGGCCUUGCUGCCUUGAGCCCUGCAUCCUGACCUGUUUCUGGGGCUGUGGGGUCCAUGCCCUGCAGGAGGCGCUACAGGCCCACCAGUAUGGCCCCCGGCUCAGCAACCCCCAACAGUUCAAGGAGGCACUGUCUUUCCAGUACCUCCACUGCCAGAGCUUCCGACUUGGCAGGGAGGACAGACAGCCGCGCCACACGGAGAUGCCUGCUGAGCUCGCGGUCACGGAUUUUGGUCCUUUGCCGAGAGAGCGCUACCCGCUAGUAGCCGUGCUGACGCUCGCAGAGCCAGAAGCCAGGGAGACGUACAACAUUGUGGCCAGUGUCACAGUUGUUCACAUUCCUGAUGAGAAGUAUGCACUUUCUGCAAGGAUCCUAUUCCAGCACCUUCUCACCUCACAAGGGAACAUGUAUGAGUUGAAGCCUCUCUUCAUGUCAGCUGAGAGCAGCGACGUGUCCGGGUCGCCCGAGCCUCAGCCUACUGCCGAGGUCCAGGAACUGCAGGACACGGAAUGCGACGAAGGCGGUCCGAGGAUGGAGGAGGAAGAAGAGGAGCCGGACCGUCAUGAGAGGAGAGGCAGGGACUGUGUGGUGUGUCAGAACGCGCCCAUGAACCGCGUGCUGCUGCCCUGCAGACACGCGUGUGUGUGCGACAGCUGCGUGUCGCACUUCCAGCACUGCCCGAUAUGCCGGGCAUACGUGCUGGAGUCCUUCACCCUGUCUCAGAGACCUCCCGCGGAAGAGGACCUCAACCCCACCAUGGAGGGAGAAUAAGUUUCCAUUUAACAAUUAUUUAUUAACACAGUAUUGUCUGUGUUGCGCGAUACUGUACAGCGAGUAUAACGAGUCGGCUCUAGUACGAGUGUACUGAGCAAGUGAGCAUGUCAUUGAUUAGCCCUAUUUGUGACCCCAUCUCUUCAUAACGUGCUGUUACUAUGAGAUAGGGUCACAUAGCCUAGGCAUUGACGGAAAUGAGUUAAAUUAUAUCACCGUUUUACCUG